This is a messenger RNA of Anoplopoma fimbria (sablefish), 1891 nucleotides long. RefSeq names its product cyclin J (gene ccnj). The transcript has 6 exons. Gene Ontology annotation, molecular function: cyclin-dependent protein serine/threonine kinase regulator activity. The record is from RefSeq and is a predicted model, not a curated record. NCBI's taxonomy places the organism in Eukaryota, Metazoa, Chordata, Actinopteri, Perciformes, Anoplopomatidae. Gene Ontology annotation, cellular component: nucleus; cyclin-dependent protein kinase holoenzyme complex; cytoplasm. Bases 157 to 1257 code for a protein of 366 amino acids. Gene Ontology annotation, biological process: regulation of cyclin-dependent protein serine/threonine kinase activity; mitotic cell cycle phase transition.
UCAAACGCAGCAGGGGGUGUUUGCUGAACUCACCGACUACAAACAAUGACUGUGAGCAAGCAUGUCAGGCUAGUGUGAGCAGAAGUUUACUUCAGUGAAACUGCCGGUAAUAUUCACUACAUGUGCUCAUUGGAGGUUUCCAAAGCACUGUGAUAAAUGGAGCUAGAGGACCAAUGGUGGAAAGGACAACUAGCUGCAGAUAUAUACCAGGCGCUACGGUACAAAGAGCUCAAGUUGCCGUCCUACAAAGGCCAGUCCCCUCAGCUCAACCUUAGACGAUACUUUGCAGAUCUCAUCGCCAUCGUCAGCAACCGCUUCCGGCUGUGUCCUGCAGCCAGACACCUUGGUGUCUACCUGCUGGACCUCUUCAUGGACCGCUACGAUGUCACGGUGCAGCAGCUCCACAUGGUCUCACUCUCCUGUCUUCUUCUGGCCAGUAAAUUCGAGGAAAGGGAGGACCGGGUGCCCAAGCUGGAGACCCUUAACAGCCUGGGCUGCAUGAGCUCCAUGAACCUGGUCCUGACCAAGCAGGGUUUACUUCACAUGGAGCUGCUCCUGCUGGAAACCUUCCAGUGGAACCUUUACCUCCCCACAGCCGCUCAUUUUAUAGAAUACUACCUGUCCAUUGCCGUCCACGAGGGAGACCUCCAUGACGGCUGGCCGAUGACCUGCCUGGAGAAGACCAAACUAUACAUGGCCAAGUACGCCGAUUACUUCCUGGAGGUUUCCUUGCAAGAUCAUGUGUUCCUGUGCUUUGCCCCCUCGCUGGUGUCCGCUGCGUGUGUGGUCACCUCCCGCCUCAUCCUCCACCUGUCCCCGACAUGGCCACCCCGACUGCAGCACCUCACAGGCUACACAUGGGAGAACCUGGUCCCGUGUGCCGAGAAACUGCUCAUUGCACAUGACAGCGAUGUCAAAGAGGCCAACAAGCAGAAGUGCCAGCAGCCCAGCCAGCAGCAGCAGCAGCAUCAGCAGCAGGGCCAGGCGGUGUACCAUGGUUCAGGUCAGACAGCCACCGUGACCCAGUACCUGCACCGGCCCAGCGUGCAGUAUCCCCAGCAGGCUCCACCGCAGCCGGGUCUGGCCCCUAACCACAGGCCUGCCUCUUACCUCAGCCACUCCGCCGCCGGCCUGCAGGCUCCAAACGGCAACGCACAGGCCGUCGGCAACGCACAGGAUCCAAAGUGCAGCAUUCCAAACCGGGCUUACCAAGUCAGCAUGCACUACACCUGCGCCGCUCCGUGCUUCGACAGAUGAUGAACUAUUUUUUUUUUUCAGUCUUUUUUUCUGCAGGAGGAAGACAUAAGAGAUGGUGAUCCGUUUCUCUUGAACAUAAUGGAACGCACUGAAGGAGAAAUGAGUGUUUUUAAUUUGGAGAGACUUGAUGAGAUUGGUACAGCACUUUGAAACCACAAGGUGUACGCAAUGUGCAAUAUGCAUGCAUUUUCUGCAGGGAGCCUGCAUUAGGAUUUCUGUUUGUUUGAGAUAUAUUGGGUGUGAAUGUUGUCGUGAGGUGCGUUGGAGGCAGAGUUUGCACCACUGUACCCCACUAGUGUCACUGUAUAAUUUAGCUACAGACCAAAAGUCUUAUAUUUAUUUGAGCCAAGUUACCUCAAAAGUAUUGAAUGUACGAAAUACCUCAUGCCUUUUAAGUUUAAGGCCUGUUACAAAAAGGGACUUAAGUUGGUUUGUUGUUGAUAUUGGAGAGCACAGUUUGUGUAGGUGUUCUGUACCUCAAACUCUUCCUUUUUUUUUUUUUGUGAUGAGUGUCCUUUUGUAUAACCGAGAAGAAAAAAAAAUUCUCCUCUAGAUGUCACAAUUUGUUUGCAGAGAAAACGGUUGCUCUUGUGUACACGGAGGAUUUCAGUCAGUGCUGUGCACUUCUAUGAUG